UUAAGCUAUACCUUUAUCUCUGACACGGCAUUUUACUUAUAGCCGUUGAUUGUGAGUUAUGCAUACUGCAUAAACGUUUUAGCAGUGUUGAAAAGUGUUUGUCUGCCAGUUACUUAUCGCCAGGUAGGUAACCUAUUCCUUGUCAGCGUCGUCGAAAUUCAAAGGGUCCGACAAAAUGUAUCAACCGGAAACAAGUUAUGAAGAUUUUUUGAAGUCUGAACAAGAAAAGUAUCCGGAAUUAAAUUUAAAAGACAUCGAGGUGCUAACAGAACGUUUGAAAGCAAAUGUUGACUUACCUCCUUUACGAGCAAAAUUAAUCGUCAUGUUCCUCCAUAGUAGUUACUUCAAUGUCGACGAGGCGUACAAAACAAUCACUAAUUAUUGCAAGUACCGUAAAGAACUUCCACAAGUUUUUGAAAAUUAUGAUCCAUCGUCUGAAGAGAUGAAACAGGUAUUCGAUAAUAUGAGUAUUUGUAUAGUGUUAAAUCCUAGUAGUGGCAAACAAGAGCGCAUCCUAUACACAAAUUUCAAAAAUACCGAUCCUCGAGAGUACGACUACGUUCGCUGUUGUAGGUACUUUUUUAUGAUGUUAGAAUAUUUGAUGGUUACAAGUGGUACUUUCGAUGGAGUGGUAUUGACAAUGAACAGUAAAGGCGUAAGUUGGCGGCAUAUCACCAAGACGCCGAUGAAUACGAUGAAAAGAUUACUCGGAUUCGUACAAGAAGCAUUACCAGUGCGACUUAAAGAAGUGCAUGUUUUAAAUGCUGGAUCGAUUAUUUCUAUGCUGUUUAGCAUAAUUAAACCGUUUAUGAGAAGUAAUCUUAUGAACCUGUUGAAAAUAUUUCCAGAAGAUUCGACAGACAUUUUCAAUCACAUGCCAAUCGAUUUAAUGCCGUUAGAAAUAGGGGGUAAUGGAAAAUCACAUUAUGAAUAUUGCGAAGAAACGUAUCAAAAAAUGAUUUCUGCUCGUGAUUUUUUUUUGUCCCUGAAUUAGUACUUCAAAUUUUAUUUUUAUUUUUAAUAAUGGGCUUACGAAGAAAUUUUACGGAGUAGAUAUAAAUUAUUAGUGUAUUUUAACAUUUUUAGUUGAAAUUAUAGAACUUAUUACGAGUAAAA
This is a messenger RNA of Aphis gossypii (cotton aphid), 1116 nucleotides long. Its product is annotated as alpha-tocopherol transfer protein-like. The coding region runs from base 176 to 994 and encodes 272 amino acids. NCBI's taxonomy places the organism in Eukaryota, Metazoa, Arthropoda, Insecta, Hemiptera, Aphididae. The record is from RefSeq and is a predicted model, not a curated record. Gene Ontology annotation, cellular component: membrane. Gene Ontology annotation, molecular function: phosphatidylinositol bisphosphate binding. The transcript has 7 exons.